UUGACUCGCACAGGAACCACCUGCAGCACGAUGCUUCCGGCGCUCGACCGGGGAGCAUGACUUUUCCCGAUGACCCAUGGAAUCCGCGAGUAUAAAUAUACUGUUCGUCCGCGAGUACUACCAUCAGAUUUCACAAAGCGGCAGGGUGCAGUAGUUAAGCGGACAGCCAAUGAGCCAAAGACAAGCGAAGCGAAUCAACCAAAGCCAGCUUGUAAAGUAAAGAGAGGGAAUCUCUCUGCGGGUUCUAGCCUGGGGUUUAGUGGUCUGAGGCUUGCAUAAUCCAUAGAUUGAAACCAUGCCGCCGGCCAUGCAAGUACCGGGAGAGAGCAACGGGCCACGACGGUUGCUGAACCCGGCGCAGCGCGCGCUCAGUAGCCGCCGGUCGUCACUGCCGUCGACUCCUGGGUCGCCCCCGCCUUCCUACGGGAGCAUCGUCACCGUUCUCAGCAUCGACGGCGGCGGCGUCCGUGGCAUCAUCCCCGGCACCAUCCUCGCCUUCCUCGAAGAAAAGCUCCAGGAGCUGGAUGGGCCGGAGGCGAGGAUCGCGGACUACUUCGACGUGAUCGCCGGGACGAGCACCGGGGGCCUGGUGACGGCCAUGCUCACCGCGCCCAACGAUGUCGACGGCCGGCCGCUCUUCGCCGCCAAGGACAUCAACAGCUUCUAUCUCGACCACUGCCCCAAGAUCUUCCCUCCCAUCAGCAAAGGACCUUUUGGCCUGUUGAAGAGCAUGGCGGGACCCAAAUACGACGGCGAGUACCUCCACUCGAUCGUCAAGAAGUUGCUCGGCGACACGCGCGUCCGUGAUACGCUGAAGAACAUCGUCAUCCCCACAUUCGACAUCAAGCACAUGCAGCCCACGAUAUUCUCAACUUACGACGCCAUCCAGGAUGUCUCCAAGAACGCUCUUCUGUCGGACGUCUGCAUCGGCACGUCCGCCGCGCCGACCUACCUCCCUGGCCACCACUUCCAGACCAAGCACAAGGAUGGCACUCCACGGGACUUCGACCUCAUCGACGGAGGAGUCGCCGCAAACAAUCCGACGCUGCUGGCGAUGACGCACGUAACGAAGCAGAUCCUGAUGGGUAACAAGGACUUCUUCCCCAUCAGGCCGGCAGACUAUGGCAAGUUCAUGAUCCUAUCCCUCGGCACCGGCACGGCCAAGAUCGAGGAGAAAUUCGACGCCGGCCAGUGCGGCAAAUGGGGCAUCCUCGGCUGGCUCUACAACAACGGCACCACUCCCAUCAUUGACAGCUUCAGCCAGGCCAGCUCCGACCUCGUUGACAUCCACGCCUCCGUGCUCUUCCAGGCGUUGCACUGCGAGAAGCGGUACCUCCGGAUCCAGGACGACGAGCUCAAGGGAGAGACGGCCUCCGUCGACGUGUCCGCACCGGAGAACCUGAACCGGCUCGUCGACGUCGGCAAGGCGCUGCUGAAGAGGAAGAUGUGCAAGGUAAACGUCGAGACGGGCAAGAAUGAGCCUGACUUGAAGAGGGGCACCAACGAGGAGGAGCUGAUCCAUUUCGCUAAAAUGUUGUCGGAGGAGCGCAAGGCCAGGCUUGGGAAUGAAGGCGGCCAAUACUAGACAUUUGGAAAUGUAUAUUCCUUCCCUGUUCGAUUUUGAUGGUGCCGACGAGCGACGCUAUCUACCUAUAUUUCGUAUAGUAUUUGCUUAGAUAGCCAUUCAUUUGUUCAGAGAUUUGUUGUAUGUAAUAAUCUAAAUAAAAACGUAUUGAUCCCCUGUGUA
Messenger RNA from Brachypodium distachyon (stiff brome), 1747 nucleotides. Its product is annotated as patatin-like protein 2. The record is from RefSeq and is a predicted model, not a curated record. Bases 296 to 1585 code for a protein of 429 amino acids. Gene Ontology annotation, molecular function: glycerophospholipase activity; monoacylglycerol lipase activity. Lineage: Eukaryota; Viridiplantae; Streptophyta; Magnoliopsida; Poales; Poaceae. The transcript has 5 exons. Gene Ontology annotation, biological process: lipid metabolic process.